GGUACGGCGCCCGCUGCCAGAGCUGUAGCCCGGGGCCGACCGGGCCCCGGCGAAGUUAGCGUGGCGCGUCCCGGGGCGGGGCCGGCGGCGGGGCCGGUUGCGGGCCGUCCUGCCGCCCCUCCGCCUUCCCCCGGCGUGCCCCCUCCGCCCGCGGCCCCCCCCCGGCGCGGCGCGGGUACCGCCCCCGCGGGCUCGGCGCAGGCGUGGGCCGCGGAGCCGACGGGACGGGAGGGUCAGUGCGGGGCGCGGGCGCUGUUCCGAGCGGCCGUGGCCGAGCGGAGCGGGAGGUUGCCCGGCCGCCGCCGCCUCCUCUCAUGCCUUCGCGGCAACAAAGGACGCGCUGAGCGGCAGGCGGAGGCGCCUGCCCCAGGCUGUGCCGGCGCGGAGGGCACCGGGAGACGAUGGCGAGGAAAGGAGAAACCUCCGCGCCUCUCUACGGUGAACCAAGGAAAUUUGACCCAAAGUUCAGAGGACCUAUUCAUAACAGGCACUGUACAGACGUUAUUUGCUGUGUGAUCUUCAUAGUCGUCAUUCUGGGUUACAUUGCAUUGGGAAUUGUGGCUUGGGUGCACGGCGACCCCAGGAAAGUAAUUUAUCCAACUGACAGCUAUGGACAGUUUUGUGGUCAGAAAGACACCCUCAAUGAGAACAAGACCGUUUUGUUUUACUUUAACAUUCUGAAAUGUGCCAGCCCCAUAGUGUUAAUAAACCUACAGUGCCCUACAACACAGCUUUGUGUCUCAAAGUGCCCAGACAGGUUUGCAACCUACAUUGAUGUUCAAGCUUCCUACAGAUAUAAACCAGAUCAGUGGAAUUACUUCAAGCAGUUCUGCAAACCUGGUUUUAACAAUCCUCGCAAGUCUGUUGCUCAAGUCCUACGUGAUGAAGAUUGUCCUUCGAUGAUCAUUCCAAGCAGGCCUUUUCUUAAGAGAUGCUUCCCAGACUUCUCCACGAAGAAUGGUGUGCUAACUGUGGCAAAUCAGACUACGUUCAAAGAUGGAAGAGGGAAAACAAGAAAUGUAACUGAUCUCAGGGAAGCUGCAAACGGCAUCAAUAAUGUCCUGGAUGCAAGAUCAUUUGGAAUGAAAAUUUUUGAAGACUAUGCCAUUUCUUGGUAUUGGAUUUUAAUUGGGCUGUUCGUUGCAAUGAUUGUGAGUCUGCUCUUCCUUGUGUUACUGAGGUUCACAGCUGGGGUUCUCUUCUGGAUUUUCAUCUUUGGUGUGAUUGGAAUUAUCGGUUAUGGCAUCUGGCAUUGUUACUGGGAGUAUGAUCAUCUUAAAGGAAUACCUGGAUCUGACCUUACUGUUUACGAUAUUGGAUUCCAGACAGACUUCAGAGUGUACCUGCAAUUGAGGCAAACAUGGUUAGCAUUUAUGAUAAUACUUUGUGUUGUUGAGGUCAUAAUCAUACUGAUGCUGAUCUUCCUAAGGAAUCGGAUCCGGAUUGCUAUUGCGCUGUUGAAGGAAGGUAGUAGGGCUAUUGGCUACAUAAUGUCUACGUUGUUCUACCCAAUCGUCACCUUUAUACUCAUUGCAAUUUGUAUUUCUUACUGGGCUGUGACAGCUGUUUUUCUGGCUACAUCAGGAGAACCUGUGUAUAAAGUAAUGGCUAAUCAAACACUCUGCAAGUAUGCAAACCUGACUUGUGAUCCAGAGACUUUUAACACAACCAAUGUGACUAAAGUAUGUCUGGGUGCUCAGUGUACUUUUGCUUUUUAUGGAGGAGAAAGCCUGUACCAUAAGUACAUCUUCAUCUUCCAGUUGGCCAAUGCUUUUGUCUUUCUCUGGCUGGUGAACUUUGCAAUUGCACUGGGUCAGUGUACCCUUGCUGGUGCCUUUGCCUCUUAUUACUGGGCCUCUCGAAAACCAGCUGAUAUUCCACUGUGGCCGCUCUUCUCUUCAUUUGGACGAGCAAUACGAUACCAUACAGGUUCACUGGCCUUUGGAGCCUUAAUUCUUGCAGUUGUCCAGCUUAUUAGAGUAAUACUGGAGUACUUGGAUCACAAACUGAAAGGUACACAGAACUCCUUCACUAGAUUUCUACUCUGCUGCCUCAAAUGCUGUUUCUGGUGUUUGGAAAAAUUCUUAAAAUUUAUAAACAGAAAUGCCUACAUCAUGAUUGCCAUAUAUGGUAAAAACUUCUGCACCUCGGCAAAGGAAGCAUUCUUUCUGCUCAUGCGGAAUGUGGUGAGAGUUGCAGUUCUGGACAAAGUGACAGACUUCCUUUUAUUCCUGGGGAAAAUUCUUGUUGCUGGUGGUGUAGGUGUUCUUGCGUUCUUUUUCUUCACACAGAGAAUACCAGUCUUUGCACAGGAAGCACCAACGUUAAAUUACUACUGGGUACCAUUGUUGACGGUCAUUAUUGGCUCCUACCUAGUUGCACAUGCGUUCUUCAGCGUCUAUGCAAUGUGUGUUGACACGCUUUUCCUCUGCUUUUGUGAAGAUCUGGAAAGAAAUGAUGGAUCUACAGCAAAACCCUACUUCAUGUCAGCUAGCCUUCACCAAAUUCUAGGGAAGAAGGAACUAAGCCCUAAGAAGGCAGUGGGAUAACAUAAACUAAGCCUCGACAUCAAAACAGUGUCACUUUUAAAACGUGUACAAAGUAGGCAAAAGUAAAAAAUGUAAAUUAUGCUUCUGAUUAAUGGGUGAUUCUUUUUUCCUUUUGCUUAUAUCUAAAAAAGUGAGCAACAUUGAUAAUGUUAACUAGUUUAAAUGCUUAAACUAACAGCUGUGAAGACAAGGCCACGUUUUAGUUUAUAGAGUGCCUAUGAAAAGGAAAAAGUAAAUUUGAAGCUUUUUUAAGUCUAUAAUAAUGUUUUAAUAACUUUUGUAACACAAGUUGCUGCCUUAGAUGACAGCAGUUUUGAUAAUGUUUCUUUUUAUAAGUGUAUAUUUGUAAAAGAAAUUCAGGCAAUUUUUUGAAAGCACUAACAUGUAACCUAAUUAGCCAUAAAAAGAUAGUUCAAGACUCUCUAGUUAACCAGGAGAUGGUACUAAAUUUGUAAAUAUGGUGCUAUGAUUGUAUUUUUUUGUACAAGCUGGUUCACAGCUAUUUAAACUGUGAUUAUACAUUCAUUAAUUAUUCCCUACACUGAAAAAUGUAGUGAUAUUUUAAUCACAUCCACAACUACAUCUUUUAAGAAAUGAUGGUACCCUGCAGGUCCAAAGAUGGUAGUCAGAGAAGACUAUAGCUGGUACUGCCUAAAGUGAAGUUUUCUGUGCGUUGUGCUUAAAAUGUAACUGAGAGAAGGUCCCACUGCACUUGAUUUGUGGUUCACACAAAUGAGGUUUCAUCUGGUACAAGAUGGUGAAUGUAUCAUUUUUAGCUGAUGUCUGAGAGAGAUGCACUUGUGUUAAUAUCCCCCUAUCUCUAAUGAGUCUCUGAUUGUGUUCUGCAUUACGAGGAAGUUGAGCUUCACUGAAAAGAAAAUCAAAUGCAGUCUUUUUUUUUUUUCCCUUGGAAGAAAGUCUUGGCCGUAUAUGUGUACAAGGAGCUCCACUGCCUCUGCCUAGCUCGGGAGUGCUUCUUAACAAGACACUGUGAUGACCAUGUCGGUGCUGAGGGCCAGGUGGGCUCUUCUUGUGGGUCUCGAGGCUCUCAGUGGCUCUCACAGUAAGGUGUUAAGACAUUGAACUUGAGUCUUCUCAUGAUGCAGGGUGAACUAUUUGGCUACUGAGAGAUGCUCCAAAAGAUUUAGUUUUCUUUUGGAUUAUUAGAUUUGCCCGGUCAUUAGUACAAAAUCUAUUGGUAGAAAGCACAUUAACAUUUUGUUCAGUUUUAUGACCCUCCUGUUAGCAGAACUGCCACUGAGGUCAGUAACAGCUCUGCUCAUGGAAAAAAUCUUACACUGGAGUAGCUCUCAAGUCUGUUACUGCUAUGAGCUGAGCCAGAAAGGUUUUAAUUUGUUAGUCUCAUGGGUCCCCAAGGACACAACUCUACCAAGGCCUGCCUCCGGUUUUCAUGGAUUCGACUGUACUGAAUAAGGUAUUCCAUUACUGUUGGCUUUCCAGGAGUGGCACGUGCCAUACCUCUGCCGGGUCUGUCACGGGCGUUCAGCACCUGGAAAUACUUUUUUAGCCCCAGGAGUCCAUUAGUGUCACAAAGAGAAAGGCAUAUUCUUUUCCAGAUAAUCUGAAUGCAAGCUUCUGGGGAAAAUUUACUGACGAUCCACAUCCCAAAGUGAGUUUGCUUUCUAAAUUAGGCUCCAGCUUGUGACAGCUGUAACCGCUACAAAGGCAGAAAAGCUGUUCUUGGUGCAGCAGCUCCAGGGUCAUGUUGAUGCACAAGUAAUUACCAUCUGUGCAUCUGCAGUCAUGGGCAUAGUGCGAUCUUGAAAUCCGGUGAACCGAGGUGCAAGUGGCAGGGGUAGCUGUACGUGUUCCCUGAGAGCCAGCGGGCGCCUUUCCCUGAGGCAGAAAUGAGUGGUUCAGUUUAGGACUCAAACAAGGUAAAAUAAAGGUGUGCAGUUUCAAAUGUAACUACUGAUCAUGGGCAUCUUCUGUUUUUGACAACUCCUCGUGAGAUACCCCAGAGUAAACUUGACUUUCAGAAAGGGCUGACUAACCUACCUUUGGAAAAAAUCAGACUUGACUGAUGUUUUUCAUCAUCGUCAUCAUUCCUUUCUCGUUAACAUGCGUGGCACUGGAUGUAGACACACGCACCCCCCAUUAUUCUAAUCUCUUCUGAGAAUUAAGUCCAUGAGUUUUUGGGGUAUGUGUUGUGUCACCGUUCUGUGAUUUAAAAGCUGCUGGUCUGAAUUACCACCAUGUGCUAAAGCUUUUUUUUUUUUUUUUUCUCCUACUACUGUGUGAUUAGUUUGCAGCUAAAGAAACUGCAUUAAGUAAUCUAUAUUUCUACUGGACUUGAGUGUCUUACUGGGAGCUCAACUGAUAAAAGUGUAUUUCUGAAUACAGUGUGCUUUUUUUAUCAUAUGAAUGUAACCAUAGAAUUUACUAGGAAUAAAACAUAAUAGAAAUAGUAUACAGUUAUUUGAUUAGAAGACUUUUGUAACAAACCUAUGCAUUUACUAAAGGAAUUUCUAAAAUUGAAAGUUUUAAAUUGUAUUAUUAUUUAUAUAAGUAAAAAUAUAUAUAUGUAUAAAUUUGCUCCACUCGCUAUUUUGUGAAAUGAUUUAGAAUGUAAGUGAUCAUCAUUUCUGAGAAGAAAAUUUAAAAGCCAUUUUCUUAAUGAGAACUGUGAAAAUACAAAGCAAUAUCAUGUAGAUUUUGUAAUCAAGAAAUUGAAUAAAUUAUAAUGAUUUAAUAUUAAAA
Molecule: messenger RNA, 5270 nt
Organism: Falco peregrinus (peregrine falcon)
Lineage: Eukaryota; Metazoa; Chordata; Aves; Falconiformes; Falconidae
Gene: SLC44A5
Product: solute carrier family 44 member 5
Exons: 22
Coding region: 402-2549 (715 amino acids)
Biological process (GO): transmembrane transport
Cellular component (GO): membrane
Molecular function (GO): transmembrane transporter activity
Source: RefSeq, a predicted model, not a curated record